Molecule: messenger RNA, 672 nt
Organism: Vicia villosa (hairy vetch)
Lineage: Eukaryota; Viridiplantae; Streptophyta; Magnoliopsida; Fabales; Fabaceae
Product: 15.4 kDa class V heat shock protein-like
Exons: 2
Coding region: 141-557 (138 amino acids)
Biological process (GO): response to hydrogen peroxide; protein complex oligomerization; response to heat
Source: RefSeq, a predicted model, not a curated record
CAUAAGAAAAAUCUUUGGUAAGGUAACAUCUCAGAUACACACAACUUGCCCACUUGGUCUUUGAAAGGCCAACCAACUACCUAACUUUUCCCUUCCACUAAUACCAUCCAAAACUCUGAUUUCAUUCACAGAACCAUAGAAUGGAGUUCCCUGCACCACCUCACUAUCUUCCAUGGCACCUUGUCCCUUCUAACCUUCUAUUUCCCUAUAAUUUCACUCCAGAUAACUAUGUUCACUGGACUGAAACCCCUCAAUCUCAUAUAUUUUCAGCUGACAUCCCAGGUGUUAGGAAAGAAGAGCUGAGGGUAGAGGUUGAAGACUCAAGCUACCUUAUCAUUAGAACUGAAGCUGCUGCAAUGGAUGGAGAAUCAACAGAACCUGUGAGGAAGUUUAAGAGGAAGUUUCGGCUUCCUGGGAGGGUUGAUAUUGAUGGAAUCUCUGCUAAGUAUGAAAAUGGAGUCAUAACUGUUACAGUUCCAAGGUUAAUCAGGAGAGGUUUCUACAUUGACCCUGUUACUGUGCCUGAGAGAUUGGAUGUUCUUGCAAGAGCUGCUUGAGAGGUUGUUUUAGGAGAUAUUUGAUUACCAAUGGAUUAAUUGAUUAAUUGUGGAUCAGAAAUCAGAAUUAAUGAAAUGAAAUUUUUGCUUUGCAUAAUUGGCACUUGUUCUAUUU